AUGGCCUCAAGGAAUGAUGGUAUUCAGCUCCUUUUGCAAGCCGAAAAGAGUGCCAGUGAGAAAGUAAAUGAGGCAAAAAGGCGUAAAACUAAACGAUUAAAGGAAGCUAAAGCUGAGGCUCAGGCAGAAAUAGAAGCUGAACGAGCUGAGCGUGAGCAUCACUUUAAAAUUUGUGAGGGUAAGGUACUUGGUCGUCGAUCAGAAAUUGAGUCACAGAUUCAAAAGUUAACCCAAGAAAUAAUCGAUACUCAGACUGCCUCAGUGAAUCUUCAUAAAGAAGACGCCAUAAAUAUGUUGUUGAAUUGUGUAAUGCAAAUUCAGCCACAGCUACACAAAAAACUACCGCAAUGGAAUAACGGGUUAA
Schistosoma mattheei is the source of this 364-nucleotide messenger RNA. NCBI's taxonomy places the organism in Eukaryota, Metazoa, Platyhelminthes, Trematoda, Strigeidida, Schistosomatidae. The record is from the annotation of a GenBank genome assembly.